UGAGCUGGUGCAGUUUCGCAAUGGGGUGGAAGGGAGGUUGCGUGGGUAUCCUGGUCUUCUGCCUCGCUGCUGGAGGGGUGCAGGCCAAGCUUCAUCAUCCAGAACUCCUGCCCAUUGCCCUGGGGGGCCGCAAUCCGGACUUAGUGCCGGGUCCUCCGUCUCGUAUCUCCCCGGAGACUCUCUUCGCCCAAAAGUCUCUCAUAAGGAGUCGGAUUCUUCGGGAAUGGGAAGGAAUCCUUCGUCGAGUGCCUCAAUUAAAACAGGGCCCAGGUGACUUCCUUGAUGCGCUUAACAGCAUCCAAGAUCCCCAGUGCAGAGCCCACUUCACCUUCUACCUCUUCGCUCUUCUUCCCUUCCUCCCGUCCGUCGCAGAAGACGACGACAUUCUAUGGGCUCUCUCCAUGCUGGACGCGACCGGGAAGAUUCCCGAGGGGAUCCUGGAGGGGAAUCUGUUCGAAUGGGGGAACUGGGACCAGUGCCUGGCCAUCAAGGUCUCCCUCAACGAGUCCACCUUGCCCGAGGGGAUCCAAGGCAACUUCACCGGGAAAUAUUGCCUCACGAACCUCAUCUUCAUGGACCCAGCACAGCGCGAAUUGCAGAUGAGGGCGAUCCGCCCCAAACCCCGAACGGGUGGGCUGGGUGAAAUGGCCUCGCUUCUCGGCGCCCUUCCACCUGCGAUCGGCGUCUGCGUCCCUUCUUCUUGCUCUCAUCAGGACCUUUCCAACUUUCUGAUGGGAAUCUUACCGAUGCUGGGGCUUUCUGAUGUCCCAAUAAUCCCUUACAUGGACGAAAAAUCCUGCCACGCCGAACCCUACAACGAAGAGGAACGGGGGACGAAGUUCACCAGGGCCGAUAUCAUCGUCGCGUGUGUCGUGAUGGCUUUCAUCAUCAUGGCUGCUUGCGGGACCAUUCUCGACCUCAGCAUGCAAAAUGAUCCCGAUCGUUUUAAAGAAAUUCGCAAAGACAAGAGAGUGAUAGCUCUCAUCUCCUUCUCCGUCUACACGAACGGGAAGAAAGUGCUGAACACCUCCUCCACGGCUGACACACUCGGGUUUUUGUCCAUGACGUGGGUGGUCAUGGGGCACAUCUAUGGAUUCUCCUUUGCGCCGCAGUGGAGGAACUUGGGGACUGCAUUUGAACAGAUGUUCAGCGACUGGAGGUUCAUGGCGAUCGCGAACGCGACAGUGUCCGUGGACACGUUCUUCUUCCUGAGCGGGCUCCUGGUGGCUUACAUCCUCUUGAGAGACCUGAAGCGGAGCAAGGGGAGGUUUAACCCCAUCCUCUACUACCUGCAUCGGUUCAUCCGACUCACGCCUACUCUGGCCAUAGCCGUGGCGUUGUUGGCCACCCUGUCCAGGCACAUGGGGAACGGACCCGUUUGGUCCACGGCGGAACUCCAGGCGGAGGUGUGUCAAGAGGAUUGGUGGAGGACCAUUCUCUACGUAUCCAACAUUAAGAUCGACGGUCGAUUUGGACAGUGCCUGGGACAGGAUUCGCGGCAACACAUUCCCACGAUUGCAUUGCAGGCAUGGUACCUGGCCUGCGACAUGCAGAUGUAUUGGUUCAGUCCCUUCCUGGUCGUCCCGCUCUUUUUCGUCCCGUUCACUGUCGGUCUCGGCUAUCUCGUCAUCGCCAUGAUCUUCUUUGGUUACGUGGGGCCCUUCAUUAAUCACUACAUACACGAAUUCCCUGCUACCUUGAUCCCGACGGCAAUGUUGAACGAUCCCGAAGGAAAUUUCUUCGCCAAGGCAUACAUGGUUGCGUAUGUCAGGGCGGGACCCUACGUUGUUGGCAUCAUCAUGGGCUACAUCCUUCAUCAUUCCAAGGGGAAGAAGAUCAAAAUGUCGCUUCCGACUGUGGCUCUGGGCUGGGGGGUUGCGACGGCGACCGCGCUUGCCAUCAUCUACGGCCUGACGGAACAAUUCAAAUUGGACGGAGAGCAGCUGUCUGUUACCGCGAACGCCUUCUAUGGUGGUUUCCAUCGCACUGCCUGGGCGACGUGCGUGGCCUGGGUCGUCUUCGCUUGCGUCAACGGAUAUGGAGGUACUCUUCAUCUGCCUUUCUAG
Darwinula stevensoni is the source of this 2066-nucleotide messenger RNA. The record is from the annotation of a GenBank genome assembly. NCBI's taxonomy places the organism in Eukaryota, Metazoa, Arthropoda, Ostracoda, Podocopida, Darwinulidae.